Molecule: messenger RNA, 1524 nt
Organism: Adineta ricciae
Lineage: Eukaryota; Metazoa; Rotifera; Eurotatoria; Adinetida; Adinetidae
Source: the annotation of a GenBank genome assembly
AUGCCGCAACUAGAUCCACUAUUUCAGGCAAUAAGUUAUUAUCGACGACGAAAAUUUGAACAGUGUGUCGAAGUCACAACGGAUUUACUGGACAAAAACUCAAAUGAUCAAGUAGCAUGGUUGCUCAAAAUGCGAGCGUUAACUGAACAAUUGUACGUGGAUGAAACCGAAGUGGCUGAUGAUGGUCUGGCUGAUAUGCUAGAUGAGAAUGCCUUCCAUCAAGCACCCAUGCCUGGCACAUCGAUGCGACAACCAACAGCCAAUGCAAAUGCGGGAAUGAAUGGACCGAGUCCAGCGAUGAGACCGGUGACAAUGUCAGGUCGACCUAUAACGGGCAUGCUUCGAUUGAAUACUCAAUCGACACAAGGCGGCAAGAGUAUGGAAAAUGCUUUAAAAACCGCACGUACGGCAGCAACAGCCAGACCAGUAACAACAGCGACAGGUCGUUUUGUUCGGCUGGGAACUGCUUCUAUGUUGAGCACGCCAGAUGGUCCAUUCAUUCAAGUCGGUCGAUUAAAUCUUUCGAAAUACGCACAAAAACAAGAGAUAGCUCGAUCUCUCUUCGAACAUUUAUUUCAUCACGCGAAUGACAUUCGAACAGCACUUCAGUUAGCGACAUAUGCUAAUGAAAUUCGUCAAAGCCAAGAUUGGUGGUGGUUACUACAACUUGGUAAAUGUUAUCAUCGUUUAGAUAUGUAUCGAGAUGCAGAGAAGCAUUACCUUCUCGCAUUGAAUCUUCAACCAACCGUUGAUGUAUACCUAUAUUUAGCUCGAGUAUAUCUUCGUUUUGACCAGCCAUUAGCAUCGAUAAAGAGACUACAGGACGGAUUAGAAAAAUUUCCCUUAGAGCCCUUCCUCGUUCAAGCCAUUGCUCGUAUUCAUGAAGGCCUCAAUGAGAUUCCACAAAGCAUCGAAUAUUAUCGGCAAGUGUUAAAACUAGAUAAUACCAAUAUCGAAGCAAUCGCGUGUAUCGCUGCCAAUCAUUUCUAUAACGACCAGCCUGAAAUAGCAUUGAAAUUCUAUCGCCGUCUUCUACAGAUGGGAGUUGCAACAGCAGCGAUCUUUACAAACAUCGCAUUGAGUUGUUUUCAUGCUCAACAGUACGAUAUGAUUAUUGCCUGCUUUUUAAAAGCAUUAGCAUGCGCAUCAACCGAUGAAGAACGUGCAGAUAUUUGGUACAAUAUCGGUGAAAUGGCAUUAUAUACUACUGAUAUUAAUCUUGCUAUUCAAUGCUUUCGUUUGGCAUUGGUGUACAAUAACGAUCAUGCAGAAGCAUAUAAUAAUUUAGGUUUAGUCGAACUUCAACGAGAAAACAGUGAAAUUGGUCAUGCGUAUUUACAAACAGCGCAGAGUCUGGCACCGCAUAUGUUCGAACCGUAUUUUAACUAUGGUAAAUCGAUGUAUCAGCUAGGCGAUUUACAUCAUAGUUUUGGUGCUAUUAAAAGUUCGUUGGAUAAUUAUAAAAAUCACUCAGACUCGAAACAAAUCUACGACGAGUUACAGAAGAUGUUUUCAGAACUUUGA